Molecule: messenger RNA, 615 nt
Organism: Diachasmimorpha longicaudata
Lineage: Eukaryota; Metazoa; Arthropoda; Insecta; Hymenoptera; Braconidae
Product: basic proline-rich protein-like
Exons: 4
Coding region: 1-615 (204 amino acids)
Source: RefSeq, a predicted model, not a curated record
AUGAGGGUCCUAGCACCUCCACCUCCGGGUCGGCCAGGAAGCCAUCCCCGGCCCCCUCGACGGCAGGCCCCAGGCAAGGAGGUCGCACCAACGGCCCCAAGAGGAAGAGGAUCUGGUGUUUUGACUGUCGUCGACAUGGCCAUCGACCAGCCGAUUGCCCCAACCCAACAGGGGAAUGGUUCUGCGGGAAGUACCCAUUCCGGAGUCGCGGAACACAGCAUACCCCAGGACGACCUCCAGGGGAUCUCCCCUAUCAACCCGGCAUUCCCUGGUCACCACCAAAAACGUCGAUCACUCGGUCCAACGCCACCAGGACCGAUCUCCAUCUCCCAGAACAGUCCACCUGGACCCGCACCAUUCGGACCAUCUAGGGUCUACAGGUUAUUCCCCUUAUUGGGACCCAAUCCCCGGAGAAGACAGAUGUACCCCUACUACGGGGGUUCAGCUAGCGAGGUCAGGAGAGGUUUCUCAGCAAACCCUCCCCGAACCAACACAGCUCCCUCCACCUCCAAUGGCAUCACCCUCCCAGUGGAGACAGUCGCCGCCAUCAAUAACCUACUAAUGGGCAGGUUGCCACUGGCCAGGGAUCACUCGGAUUACCAGCCAAAGAUCUGA